AUGACUUGCGCAAGAAUAAGAGUCAAAAUACAUGGUAGUACUCAAGUAAUCCUGCUUCCUAUCGACAGUGAUCGUGGGCUGAGACUCGGAACGUUUAAUUGUUAUUUUCAAGCGGCGAAAGGGAUCGCGUAUUACAACGAUGCGCACGCAAUUGUCGGAUUGGACUUCAACGACGAAUCACGGAAAUUUUUUCCUGGUCCGAACGAAGAAUGGCAAGAAAACAUUGAUUAUUUUCCAACAUAUGCGAAUGGUCAGUUGACUCCACCGUCUGCAAAUGAAGCGGCUUCGUCAGCAAUAACGUCCUGUUUGACUUUCGAUAAGGAUGGUUUAUGGGACAUUCGUAUUUAUGUGAAUGUGAACAUGCUACUAGCGAGUGCCAUCAUGGCCGUGACAAUCAAUCUGAUAUUUAGUGCGAUCGACGGCGGCUCAAAGCAAGUGUCGAGCAACCCGGGUCGAUCAUUCGGGCGACUGGAUCCGUUCAAAUGUGAGUCGGUUCCGGCAUAG
This is a messenger RNA of Adineta ricciae, 504 nucleotides long. Lineage: Eukaryota; Metazoa; Rotifera; Eurotatoria; Adinetida; Adinetidae. The record is from the annotation of a GenBank genome assembly.